Molecule: messenger RNA, 1770 nt
Organism: Colletotrichum higginsianum IMI 349063
Lineage: Eukaryota; Fungi; Ascomycota; Sordariomycetes; Glomerellales; Glomerellaceae
Product: Fatty acid desaturase
Exons: 2
Coding region: 1-1770 (589 amino acids)
Biological process (GO): lipid metabolic process
Cellular component (GO): membrane
Molecular function (GO): oxidoreductase activity, acting on paired donors, with oxidation of a pair of donors resulting in the reduction of molecular oxygen to two molecules of water
Source: RefSeq, a predicted model, not a curated record
AUGGCGACCCCCACCAACGCCCCCAUCUCCGCCGCGGCAUCGGCACAACGUGGAAAGCCGACAAAGACGAGGAUAUACCCGCUCAUGUCACGCCGCCAGGUCGAGGGCUUGAUUGCUCAGGGCAGAGUUGUCGUCAUAAUUGAUCAAUUCGUCGUCAAGCUGGAUGGGUGGCUUGCAUACCACCCGGGCGGCGACAAGGCCAUCCUGCACAUGGUCGGGCGGGAUGCUACUGAUGAAGUCUCGGUACUGCACUCUUCUGAGGCCAGAUCGCAGAUGACGAGGUAUCGAAUCGGAAGAGUCGAGGGUCACUGGAGAAACUUCGUGCCGCCUAUCCAGGGAGGCAAGUUCAGGGCACUCGAAGAGGGCGGCUCCGGGGUCGACGACGUAGAUGACAACGACGACGAUACCAUGCGUUUCUUUGGUGCCCCCUACCCUAGCGAUGUCGAUUCUCGCGAAGCCUCCCCCGUCUUCGACACGGCAGACAGUCACGUCCGCUGCAGACACGGCGCCGCGCAGAGCUCGAGCCCGGCCUCCGUCUCUUCAGCGACUUCCACCACUGACGACGGCCAUGACGACAAGGACAUGGAUGGAACCGCCUUUCUUGACUCGGAGACGCGCAAGCAGAUCCGCCUCGACCUUGAUAAAUACCCUGCCCUAGACGACGGGACGCAGUCGGACAUUGUGCGCAAGUACCGGCUUCUCAACGAGCGCAUCAAGGCUGAGGGGUUGUACAAUUGCGACUACCGUGCCUACACUAUUGAGGUGAUGCGGUAUACACUUCUCUUCGCCGCUAUGCUGACCUUCCUGCGCUGGGGGUGGUAUUUUCUCAGUGCCGCUUGCCUCGGCUGCUUCUGGCACCAGCUGGUCUUCUCCGCUCAUGAUGCGGGGCACAUGGGCAUCACCCACAACUUCCACGUCGAUACGUGCAUUGGCAUCUUUAUCGCCGACUUCAUGGGCGGGCUGUCUAUUGGCUGGUGGAAGCGGAACCACAACGUACACCACAUCGUCACCAAUUCCCCCGAGCACGAUCCUGAUAUCGAGCAUUUGCCCUUCUUCGCUGUGUCCCACCGCUUCCUCGGCAAUCUGACGUCGUCCUACUACGAGCGCGUGAUGGAAUAUGACCUUGCAGCCAGGUUUUUCCUGUCGCUGCAGUCAUACUUGUACUAUCCCAUCAUGCUAUUUGGCCGCUUCAACCUCUACAGGCUCUCGUGGGACCACCUCAUUAUGGGCCGUGGUCCCAAGAAAGGCAUUGCCUGGUGGCAUCGCUGGCUUGAGGUAGCUGGUCAGGUCUUCUUUUGGGUCUGGUUCGGCUACGGCAUUGUGUACAGGUCUAUUCCUAAUAAUUGGGACCGCUUUGUCUUCGUGAUCAUCAGCCACAUGUUCCAAGCUCCGCUACAUGUCCAAAUCACGCUAUCUCACUUCGCCAUGAGCACAGCCGACCUGGGCCCUCAAGAGUCGUUCCCGCAAAAGAUGCUGCGCACGACGAUGGACGUCGACUGCCCGACGUGGCUCGAUUUCUUCCACGGAGGGUUGCAAUUCCAGGUGGUCCACCACAUGUACCCUCGCAUUCCGCGCCACAACCUGCGCAAGACGCAAAGGCUUGUGCAGGAUUUCUGCAAUGAUGUGGGCAUCCCUUACGCCCUGUAUGGCUUCGUCGACGGCAACAAGGAUGUCAUUGGUCGGCUCGCGGAGGUAUCUCGACAGGCGGCCAUCUUGGCGAAAUGCCAAAAGGUUGCCGCCCAUCAUAUCCAGGGCGGCCACCGUCACUGA